GAGUGACAUGCAGCAAAGGGCCACAGGCUGGAGUCGAACCUGGGCUGCUGUGGCAACAGCCUUGUAUGUGGGGCGCCUGCUCUACCACUAAGCCACUAACACCCCAUAACAAUGCACUUUUGAUGAGAAGCAGUAGCUUUGGUGAUAUACUUUUAAUAACACUGUUAUAUUCUUUCUGAGAAAUAUUCAUACCCUUAUUCCACACAAAGUCCUCAUAUCAGUAAGUAUAUCUAAGACAAAGAUUACAGUCGCUGGAGUGUUUUUUGGAGUAUUCCGCAACUUGUGAAAUACAGCUGUGCUAACUAAUUCAGACACCCAGGAGGCGUGCAAGGCUUUAAGCCAGUUUUUGCAUAGAUGUGUAAUAAUACCUAAACACUGGAUACCUAGAUGGCACCUACACAUUACAAUGGAGUUGGCACAUACGCCAAAACAGCUUCUAGAGUCCAGGUUCACUCAAAAGAAAAAUAUUGUAAUAUUAUUAUACAUUUUCCACGAUUUACUUACGCAGUAACGUCUCUCCCUGUCCCGACUCAUGGACUUCACACUGUGAUGACAACAAAGAUGUUUUAAUUGCUUUUCUCAGUUUAAGGAAAGUUUUACAAAUAGAAAACCAUGGUUAAAAAAAUCAGAAAACAAAGUCAUAAUUGACCUUGUUUGCAGUUCGAGGUGUCCUGUCAACACUUUCACAGAUGUGUCUUUUACAGUGGUAUUCAUUGGAGAAAAUGCUUUUUUCGGGCUGCAUGGUAUGGUAUUUUUUUCUCUUCAAUAUCCUGAGUGGUCUCUGGGGAAAUUGGAAGCAAGGCUCAGCAGGCUCCUGGAGGCUUGAAUUUUCAUAGUGGCCAAACAGUGGAACUACAUUCAUCAUGAUGCCAUGUUGCCCAGCAAGACUUGUCACACAGACUGGACACUUUAUCAUGCUCCACCCACCAAAGUUCACUCACUUGCUCUAUGUUAGGAAAAGGUGUAAGGAGACAGAUAUUAUCACAGCCAGCAGGUGCUUAGCUUAGCUUCGCAUAGACUGGUCACAGAGGGAAACAGCUAAGCUGGCUUUUUUUUUUGUUUGUUUGUUUGUUUUUUAACAUUUCUGUUGAGUUUGGAUAGAGGAAUGAGAUAGAACCUGUUUUGAAGUGUUGGUAGAUGUAUUUUAUAACUUUGGGUUUCGGUGAUCCAAACACAAGUGGAAAGCCAAGACACAUUGCUGUUCACACCUGUGUCUAUCAUCUCCAGCUGACCGCUUGUGUUGAGAUUUCAUUACGGCCCUGCGCACAGUUAUUACAUCCACACUUUUGCUAGCUGCUCUGUAGCAUGCUUGCUUGUCACAGCAGCAGUUGUGUCAGUGCAGUCUGAGAUAGAUGUCAGCAGAAUUCAACAUCUCCUUUUAUGGGGCAAAAUGAUGGACGGCCACACAAAACUUCGCCCAACUCACAUAAAAUGGGUAAGUUAUAGAACGUUAGCACGCUGUCACCAAAACAACCACUCCAUCCUGCAGCAAUGAUGUAGUCCUUGUUGGGGACGUAUCAGGACGUAUUAGUGUUUACACAACAAAAGAUUUGUGGUCAGAUGUGUCAUGGACCAUCUCGGCAAGUGGUUUGAGUGAAGAGAUCACAAUGCGUCUUGGUGGUUGUUAACACUUGUAUUAAGUGCUGCUCACUUGUGAUCAGAUCACCCAAGACGCAUGUUAAUACCAUGUCUGAACAGGGUCAAUGUGUUCUUGUCAGAUAUUAUUUUAAACCUGUUACCAUAAAAGUUGAGAAAGAAUUGGAAUUGAAAGAUUUCUGACUAGUUUUAUCUGGAGGACUACGUGCUGUAGGUUUCAUAGCUCUACUGUACAUGAGCACUUUGUUAAAUGGCAUGUCUCCUGGUUGACAACAGGCCAAUGCAGACAUCAUCCCUACAGGGAGCAAAGACUUUUCAAUAUUUGAUCCUUCCGUUAUUCCUUUUUGCAGUGUUCAUGUAUGUGAAGGUCUGUCCUACUGUAUUAUUUAUAGGAACACAUUCAGUGCAUAUGGGACUGAAUGUGAAGCCAUGCAUCCCUGCACCACUGCAACAUUUCAUAAAGGGAAUAAUGCGAAGGAACCACGUUGAUAAGUGAGCCUUGGAGGUGCUAGUAGUCAGAUUUUGUUACUUUUGGACGGAGCCAGGCUUGAUGUUCCCCUUUGAUUCCAGCAUCUAUGCUAAGCUAAGCUAACUUCCUGCUGGUGUUCCCUCUUGUUUAACAGAAAAUGUGCCCCAAAAGUGAAUAUUUAUUUUAUGUUCUGAUUGUUUCCAGGUGAAAUGUGUGUAGCUGUGAAUAUGAAGAUCAUUAAAAAAACACAGGUUAAGCAGAAGCUUAAAUGAAGGGGAAAAAAAUAGCAGUGGUGAUGGUGUGAUUGCAAUCAGUGGAGCAUCCCGUGACUGCCUCCCUGCACACACUGGGAGCAGUUGUAGUUUAUAAGAUGAGGGGAGGGCGUGUGUGAAGAGUCUAUGUUUAUAGACUUCCAGCAGCGGAGAAAUCAGUUUCAGCAGCUGUACCACAGAUCAGAGGGACACAUGCUGGGUCAUCCUACCUCUGCCAUGUGAUUUUCAUUACUGCAACUCGGGGAAGAGUUCAACUGUGGAAGUGCAGUAAAAGCAAUACAUGAAGAAGCAAGGAAAAGGCAACACUGCUGCCAGUGUCCCCCUCUCUUCCCCACCAGGGAGCAGCAGUGUGCAGGUCUGCCAUGACUACCAGAGUGUGGCUUAUAAGAUGUAUCCUGGGAAUGGUCAUGCUAUAGAAAAUGGAUCUCACACCAAGAGAGACCAGGUCACCAGCCGAGAUGGUACAGGCAAGAUGUCCUCUGUUCCAGACAUCAUCUCUAACAGCCAGGAGCAGAGGUGCAGCAUGAAAGAUGAGGGUGCCCAAAGGAACACCAUGUGGAUGACAGAUUCAAGCAGCCAGGCCUAUUCAGGGCCAGAGGACAAUUCCACAGACCCACAUGAGACCCUGACAGAGACUUCAACUCUGACCUUUGUGGACGUUCACACCAUGGAGGACUCAGCAGAGAACCAUAGCCUUCAUGGGGUGGGGAUGGUGUACCUCAAGGAGUUUGUGCUGAUAGAUGAUGAUGAUGAUGGAGACAUGUCUCUAAGAGAAAAAACAGUGACAGACAUGUCCGUCAUGGAUGGAAAAGCUGCUGAACUGGUGUGUGGGAGGCUGUUGUCCACUUCCAGUGGAUCAUUGUCAGAGUGUAAGGAGGAAUCUCCAGCUCCUGAAGCACCUCCACCUGAGGCAGUUGAGACUGCACAUGAAAAGAAACGCUGCUGUUUCUGCACUGUUUUAUGACCAAGCAGGAGCCUGCAGCAGUUUGUCUCCAAGAUCAGGACUGUCAAACUGUCCGAGACAACUGAUAUGAUGAGUCUGGGAGGACAUUUCUACAUACUGGGUUUAUAUAUGUGUUGCUGUUGAUGUGCAGCAGAGCACAUUUAUAAGUAUGGUGACAAACUGGGGUGUGAGUUCGUUAAUGACUUCUUCUUUUACUCAAAUUUUACAGAGCCCUUAUUGGACAUUAAAAAUAAUCAAUCAAUAAACAGAUUUUUGUUUGUCUCAAAUGUCAGCCACUAAUUUCCUUUUGUAACACAAUUAUGGCAAUUAUGAAAUGUAUGUAUGCUGAGAGACGUAAUGCUUUAAGUUUUACAUAAAAGUUUUUGAUCAUGUGGGUUAAGAUAAUCAUUUUCAAGUAACAAACAUAUCUCUUGAGUCUAAUAUACAAUUGUGAUACUAAAAAAUGCAUGUUCCUGUAAUAUUUGAUCUGAAUGACAGACUUUGUGAUAACUAAACAGGUCUACAAAGACCAGGUGCUAACAACAAAUAAAGAUAACUCCAAUG
Molecule: messenger RNA, 3844 nt
Organism: Epinephelus fuscoguttatus (brown-marbled grouper)
Lineage: Eukaryota; Metazoa; Chordata; Actinopteri; Perciformes; Serranidae
Product: paralemmin-2
Exons: 2
Coding region: 2618-3301 (227 amino acids)
Source: RefSeq, a predicted model, not a curated record